GUGUGUCCAGGGAACUCGUGAGGAGUAUCUGUUGGUUUAUGGCCGGAGGUGGGGGUGUUGUCCUAUUAUCGCAUUCCUAGGCCAUCUAGUGAGAAGAUAAGGUGUUCUCCUCUGUGCUUUGUUCUCUGACCUGGAACAGCAUUUAUUGAAAACAGGCUCCAAAUGGGUCUUGCACAACAUUUUAGUCAGACCAAUCUAUAACAAAUUAUAUUUACUACGACAGUAUUAAUUGAACACUUUCCAAGUUACAACUUUCUGAGCCAGUAUUUUCAUGAAUUGAGGAUAGUUAGCUAUUAGCUAACUAAGCGACACCUACGCCACUUUCCCCAAUCCUCUGAAUGCUUGUGAAGAGCUCAUGUGCAGCGCCAUGGACGUUCCGGUCCCACGGUCAGUCCAGGACUUGACAAGUACGGUUCUCAACCUCUCUCCGUCUCCUCUUUCCCUUGGCAUCUAUAGCUGACGCUCGGUCCUGUCUCAACUGAUUUAGUCUGUCUGCAGGCUAGCCUAGCGCGAGAACUACUACUACGAGAGCGUGUGAAGCAACCAAUAGAGCGAGCGGACCCCUCUGCUGGCCGAAACAUGCACAAAACCUCUUGACAAUUAUGUGGUCUUAUUUAUAUACAUAAUUGGAGAUAGACAACCCUUCUGCCUAGGAAGACUAAUAAAUAAAUGAUUGCAAAAUGUAAAAAGACCAUAUAUCUUACACCAUUGUCAUUGUCAAGCCAAAUAUUAUCGUUUGUUUGACAACACUGGUAUGAAAAAAUAUAUGCUUUGAUUUGUCAAUAUUAGUAUCCCCAGUAGCUAUAUGAAUAGAGUUAUACUAACUAACUCUAUCAAAAGUCUAGAAGUGAGUGUGCGGAGUGCAGACUGAUGAUGACCACCGGCUCCACGCUUCGAUUCAUGGCUCUUUCAGUUCUUGCCACCAGAGGGCAACAUUGAUACAUAAAACCCCACUGAAUCGAAGUGAAUUGGGUUACAUUACAUUUUAAACUUUUUAGAGAUUUCAUAUGUGAUCAGAACAUGUAUUAAUCUCUCGGCGUGGUCGCUGUGCGCUGUUGUAGUUGACAUAAUCGUGUAUGACGUAUUAUAUGAGCCUAUGACGUAAACGCAGUCAAGAAAUUAUUAAGUUGAUUGGCUCAGUUGAGUUGAUAGUUUGCGUAGGACAGUCAUCCUCAUGUUCAAAGACAUUACUUUGCCUGGACAAGAAAUUCUGUGUAACUGUAUGUACAGCUAAAUUUACCAGGAUUUUAUUGAAAAUGUUAGAAAAUUGAAGAUAAAAAUGUAUUUGUUUAUAAUUUUUCUAUCAUGGUACAGGUCCAAUCUGAAGGAUGUUUUAAAAUAAAAUGGGUAAAAGUCAUAAACGGUUGAGGAGAGUUUGUCUAAAGGUAAGUCUCAUAUAAGAAAAUAAAAAAAGUGAUCUGUGUGUCUCUGUAAUGGGGAAAUAUUUUUAGUAUUACAGCCAUAUGCUAGGGGUUUUAAAACCUCUCCUUGAGGACCCCCAGACGUUCCACUGUAUUCCACAGCUAGCACACCUAAUUCAACUUGUCAACUAAUCAUUAAGCCCUUGAAUAGGUGAAUCAGGUUUGCUUGUUUAGGGCUACAACAAAAUUGUGAAAUGUCUGGGGUUCCCCAAGGAGAGGGUUGAAAACCACUGGCCUAUGCAAAAACAGACUGAUAUGCUUUAUGUUUGGAAAAGUGGGCAUAAAAAUGGAGGGCUCAAGUGUAAUUUAUUUCAUUACAUUCCUCUACCCCAGGCUGGGACCCUCCAAGUUAGUGCUGGAGAACAGGUGCUUCAGACAGAUGACCAUAAUGGACCAAGGCUGCCAGCACUGGUGGACUGCCCCAAGAACAGCCCCCUAAAGAACUUCGUGCCGAAGCCCCCACGAGGCCCCAGGCUGAGCGAUCAGGCCAAGAUGGCCAAGGUCGAAAAGAACGCCAGAGAGGCCGUGGAGUCCAGAAAGGACAGAGAGGCCAAGGCAGCGGCGAAAAAACCAAGCCACCAAGUAGUUGGUGUGUUGGCGCUGCCUCCACCUCUUCUAUCUCCAACAACCAGUUACAGUGUCCUGCCAGCUAUCAAGAACACUAAAGUGACGAAGGUGGAGACAACAGUGCCACCAGGCCCCAUGACACCUGAGGAUGAGGUGAGAAUGAACUCCUCUCCAUCUGUUGAUGACCCCCUUACCCCAGAGACCCCAGAGAGUGAUGUCACCUCCGAUGCCACUUCUCUGGCGGACACACCCCGUGAGAUGACACCUGAGAACGUAGAGGAGGCGUCUUCUCUAGAGGACUUCCUGAAGUCUCACCCUCAGAGAAAGCGCAUCAGGAAGUUCCUCAAACAAAUGAAUGUGACCAUAGAGGACCUGGAGGACAUGUCCUAUGCGUUCCUCCUGCCAGCGAUAGCUCUGCUCAGGAUCUCCAGUCCAGAAUCAUCCAACUGCUCCUUCCGGGGGUCAGGGGUGCUGAAGAUCGUCUCGGAGACGUUCCACCGGCGGAGCUCUGAGCCAAAGGGGAGGCUCAGGGGCGGGCAGCCCCCCACGCCCAAUUCUGAGACAGACAAGGAGCUUCAGGGUACAGCAGACAUGGUUGUGAGUAAUAUCCUGAGGAAUGCCCAGGAGGACCUCUUCUCCUCUGGUAUGAAUGACCUGGAGACCACCAAUCCAGGCAUCGCUCUGACCGAAGAGAGGCUCUCCAGUAUCUUCUCAGAGCUGUUUAGGGACGCCUGUGAGAGUGCCCAGGAGGCCGCCAGACGGAUCCACCACACGAGGUCCGGAAGAGGCAACAAAAGCCGGAGUGGGAGUUGCUCUGGGUCAUCACAGGGAUCGAGCCGGUCCAACAUGCCAGAGCUGGUAGAGUGUGUGGAUGCUCAGCCACUAUCUCUGGAACAUCCAAAUGUGUCCUGCUCCAACAGAAGCUCUGGGUCCUCACAGGGAUCGAGACGGUUCGACCUCUGUCAUCAGGCAGUGGAGAUGGAGAGGGUUUAUCUCCAGAGAGACACACCCCACUCCAGUGUCAGUGUGAGAGAACUGGGGUCAGUGAGGAGGGCCAAGAGAAGGGAUGUCCAUAAAGCCCUCAGUGAGGGGUCCCUCAAUGUCUUUGCCCUGUUCAGGGAGAGGGCAGGGGAGAUUUGGCAGACCAGCACAUGGGACAUGGAGCAGACCCAGCCUCCCAGCACCCCCACAUCCAGCGAGGAGGAUUUGUGGGACAGCGACUCCAGCUUGUCUCAUGGGGUUGGGGAGGAGGAGAGGGGCAGCUCCCUGAUCCUGACCCCCCAGGCCUCCACCUCACUCUCUGAUCAAGACAAGAGAGCACUAGAGGACGUCUGCCAGAUCCUGACCGCCUUGGUGGAAAAGAGGCUGAACAGGACCUGCAACGACAAUUACAGGGCCAGUGUCAUCAUCCAGAAAGAGGAAGAAGAGGAGUUGGUCACGAGUGUCAUGACUGUCUUACACUCAGAGCCCUCCACCUCAACCAAGGCAGCACGGGCAGCUCCUGCACAGACCCUGAAGUUCAACCCCUGUCUGGAUGAAGAUGAGGUGGUCCCCAGCACCUCCAUGGGUGCGGGAUUCCUGACGACCACUCAGGCAGCAUGGGCAGCUCCUGCCCAGACCUUGGAAGAAGAGGUCGGGGGAGCUGAUGUCUCUGAGGUGAGUACCAGCUCCCUGACCCCCACCGAGGCCAGGCAGGGCCUCCUGGGGAAGAUUCCCUCUCUCCUUCCGGGUGAGAUCCUCAUCGAGGAGGACAUCUCCUUUCGCAGCACUCCCAGGAACACCGUCAUGAGCCCCCAGACCCUGAAGCUUAUCCUCCAGGGCAUCAUGCGCCGACUGGAGGCCUCAGAGUUCCCCCAGGCCAUGAUGGCCAACGACCCCUUCAGGCUGAUGAAGAAUCUCUUUGUGGAGGUCCAGCAUGCCCUGAAGUAUGCUGACAUCUCUGUCCUCUUCAGCCUGGAGGAGAGCAUCCAAUUUAGGGGGGAAGAUGCAAUGAAGGCCAUCGUGAAGGCUGCGGCUAAAAGGUUGUCCCUGCGUUCGGAUUCCAACCGGCGUGCCGCACGCUAUGGUGGCGAGGUAGCCGUCUGUUGCAUGGCAGAUACCAUCGCGCACGUCAUAGGCGACUACGCCCAGGACUGGAGUUCUGACGGCCAUUUUGGAGCGAGGAGGAGCCUUGGUAGUGGGAGGUCACGCUCCUCUUCAAGCUCCUCAAAGAGUGACAUCACCCUCACAGAGGAACUCUUGGCCCAGGGGGAAACCCUGGAAGAGGACCAAGAGGAGGUGGCUGCGAUCGACGACAACGAGAAAUGUGACUCUGCUAGCUUGGAGAAGGCCAGCAGCAGCUCCCUCUCCGCAGACCUUGUGGACAGCACCUCCACACAGAAGACAGUGAAGGACGAGGCUGUGAAGGAAGGAGUGAGGAAGUCAGGAGAGGGGAAGCGAGGUCGCAAGAAGACCCUGAAGAAGAACAAGGUGUCUCCCCUUGGCACUGAUGAUACCGUGGCUGAUGAGCCGGGGGGAAAACGAUCUCUCCUCCUGAGGAUUACAGCUGCCCUGGCAAAACUAUUUUGCUUCCCCUGCAAAAAGAGAAGCGGCAAAAAGUAGUUGUGUGGGUAUACCCACUUAGAGCACUUCAGUGCACUUGCCUCCUCUCCACAAACCCAGAGUCAACUCACAACCCAUUUCAUGAUUCCAACCAUACCCCCACGCUAUUGUGGCGAGGGAGCCAUCUGUUACAUGGCAGACACCAUCGCACACGUCAUAGAUGACCAUGCUGAAGAUUGGAGCUCUGACGGCCAUUUUGGAGCCAGGAGGUAGUAGUGACAUCACCCUCACCAAGGAGCUCUUGGCUGAAUGGGCCAAGGAAGCGGACCAAGACGACGUGGCUGAUGAUGAAACUGGCAUGACAAUACCCCCCCCAAAUAACAAACCAUUACAAACCAUGAUGAUUCCUCCCAUAGCCCGGCCCGGACCUAUUUAAUUCAAUAAACAUGUACUUGCAUCUAUUUUGAACCUCUUUUUUUGUUUUUAACAGGCCUACUGUAGACUACAAAUUAUUAAGUGCAAAUUGAUGUGUGUACUGCAUCAAUAUUAUGAGUUCACUGUGCCAGUCAUUAUGAGUUCACUAUGCCAGUCAUUAUAGUUAAUCUAGGCUUUAACACUCUUAACUGUAUUGGUAUUGACACAAUACGAGUUACAUUUGAGUAUUUUCUAAAUUUGUGUUUCUGAGGGAAUACAUCUGCAAUAUACUGCUAAUAAUGUUAAUCGAGAGGGAAAAAUACUUCUGGAAAUGUACAAAAAAGAAUAGAUCAUAUUCUUGCCUUUGACAGUUUAGAUCAUUCAAAUGUAAUAGCUUCAGGGUUGUGGAGGUCAUAGUCUCUUAUGACGGCUACCAAAGUCCAUCCUGCUUUCACCACUCGCUCACACUAGUCCAAUAUCUUAACCUCUCCCUCAGUGGCGGCUCCUGAAAAAAUUCUCAGGAGGGGCAAUUUUUCUGAUG
Molecule: messenger RNA, 5484 nt
Organism: Coregonus clupeaformis (lake whitefish)
Lineage: Eukaryota; Metazoa; Chordata; Actinopteri; Salmoniformes; Salmonidae
Exons: 10
Coding region: 1659-4589 (976 amino acids)
Source: RefSeq, a predicted model, not a curated record